This is a messenger RNA of Pistacia vera, 1168 nucleotides long. Its product is annotated as nifU-like protein 3, chloroplastic. The record is from RefSeq and is a predicted model, not a curated record. Gene Ontology annotation, cellular component: chloroplast stroma; mitochondrion. Gene Ontology annotation, molecular function: iron ion binding; iron-sulfur cluster binding. The transcript has 4 exons. NCBI's taxonomy places the organism in Eukaryota, Viridiplantae, Streptophyta, Magnoliopsida, Sapindales, Anacardiaceae. Gene Ontology annotation, biological process: iron-sulfur cluster assembly. The coding region runs from base 185 to 910 and encodes 241 amino acids.
AAUCAAAACCUUUUACAUCACCAUGCUAAGCCACCAAGAAGAUAGCCUCAAAAACUGUAAUAUUCAAAACAAAGACAACAGUUUCCCACUGCCCAGUUUUUGUUGUUGUUACUGCCCAUGUUGUGAAAAGUGUUGCCACUCUUGUUCCAUGGAGUUUCAUUGUUCUUGAUCAUAAAGCAGAAAAAUGAAAGCACUUUCAUCUCAAACACAGGCUCUCAAAGCAUCAUCAACCACUGCUAUAUUCAACUCAACUCUAUCUCCUCCUGAAAGAACCUCAGCUUUUCAUUUAUCAAUCUUUAAGAACCCCAUUUGUGAUGUCAGUGGCUUUUCUUCAAAACACAACUCUUUUCUCAGAGGUCAAUUCAAUAGCGGAUGCUUUCUUGAAUUUAGAUUGAACCGUGCAAGGAGAAAACAUGGAGGACUACUUGUUUCACCAAGCUGUGUGCUUCCUUUAACUGAAGAGAAUGUGGAGAAAGUGUUGGACGAGGUGCGGCCUGGCUUGAUGGCUGAUGGAGGUAAUGUAGCUUUACAUGAGAUAGAUGGCCUUGUUGUGGUACUGAAGUUACAAGGAGCAUGUGGAUCAUGUCCAAGCUCAACAAUGACACUAAAGAAUGGAAUCGAAACUCGUCUCCGGGAUAAAAUACCAGAAAUUCUGGAAGUGGAGCAAAUCCUUGACACCGAAACAGGACUUGAGCUAAACAGGGAAAACGUUGAAAAGCUUCUUGCAGAGAUUAGACCAUACCUCGCGGGCACAGGAGGUGGAAUACUUGAGCUGGUUCAGAUUGAUGACUACGUUGUGAAAGUUCGACUCAGUGGUCCUGCAGCUGGAGUUAUGACUGUUCGGGUUGCUAUAACACAGAAGUUGAGAGAAAAAAUACCCAUCAUUGCAGCAGUUCAGUUGAUAGAUUGAUGAAGUAUGAUGAUAAACAUCAUCAACUGUAAAGCAAAGGAUAGACACAUAGUUUUGUAUCAAUUUUCAUGAUAGCAAUAGAAUUAUUAUCGGGACAUAAAAUUUUGCACCUGGGAAAUACAUUUGCUGUAUAUUUCCUUCAAGCAUUUUAAUCCUAAAUCUAUUUUUUUUGUCUUCGCUGAUCUUGGCUAUCUUUCGUUGUUUUGUAAAGAGAAGUUUGUACAUGGAGACUGCAUUUAUGCUUAGUUGAUAAUGCCA